UAUGAGUGUAUGAAGAUAGUGUAAUACUUGACUCAACAAACUCGUUUUUCAUAUCUUUCAUUUCAUUCAUUGUUCCGCCGUAAGCGUCCUUCGCUCAUUUCAUAUCGUGCGCGUUAAUCUGCUACUGGAACAAUGAGCAGCCGUUCAAGGAGAACUCUUUAUGUGGGUAACCUUCCUGGGGAUAUCAGAGAGAGGGAAGUUGAAGAUUUGUUUUAUAAGUAUGGACCCAUUGCUCAUAUUGACUUGAAGAUUCCACCAAGACCUCCAGGUUAUGCAUUUGUUGAGUUUGAGGAGGCUCGCCAUGCUCAAGAUGCUAUAGAUGGCCGUGAUGGUUAUGACUUUGAUGGACAUCGUCUGCGGGUUGAACUUGCUCAUGGUGGGCGUGGGAACUCAUCAUCAACUGACCGCUAUAGUAGUCACAGUGGUGGAGGACGCCGUGGCGUUUCUAAACAUACUGAGUAUCGUGUGGUGAUAAGUGGAUUACCUUCUUCUGCUUCCUGGCAAGAUUUAAAGGAUCACAUGCGGAAGGCAGGAGAUGUUUGUUUUUCCCAAGUUUUUCGUGAUGGUGGUGGUACUACUGGGAUUGUAGAUUACACCAAUUAUGAAGACAUGAAGAAUGCUAUCAGGAAGCUUGAUGACUCAGAAUUUCGCAAUGCAUUUUCCCGGUCAUAUGUUCGUGUGAAGGAAUAUAAAGGCAGUCGUAGUCCAAGGGGUAGGAGCAAAAGCCACAGUCGAAGCAGAAGCCGAAGCCGUGGUCGUAGUUAUAGUAGGAGCAGAAGUCCAAGCAAAUCCCCCAAGAAGGCCUCACGCCGGUCACCUGCUAGAUCUCGUUCUCGAUCGGUAUCAUCUAAGUCUAGAUCAAGGUCUCCCUCUUUGUCUAGAUUUGGAUAUGUGCAGCAAUGUUGGGAUUGCAAAUUAGGAUCUGGAUAUUUGCGGCUUUAUGGGGAUUGCAAAUUAGGAUCAGGAUGGGUUAUUUUUCAAAUGUCUCAAAUCUUUUGGUUGUGAGAUUUGGGACACAGAAGAUCAUGGACUGCCUUAUUAAAGCUGGAUUACUGGACUAAUUGCUUAUUGGAUAUUGGAGCAAUCUGGAUUCUUUGGAUUUGUUCGUACAAUCUGGAAGGGAUGCUCUGCUUCAUAUCUAUGAUGCAUUGACUUGUAGUGUGGUGCUGUUCCAAAAGGUUUACGUUUCAUGUAGAGGGCUUGUUUGCCUGGUUUUAUAGAUGUUAAAAGCUUUAAUAUUUUAAUCCCUUGCUAAAGAUACUUUUCUUUUUGUUCCUGCCUGAGUAUGAAUAUGGUUACACUGUCAUGCGAGAGGAAUCAAGGCUUUUGGGUCAAGGUCUGAAAGAUUGUUGAGGACAUGUGGAUAAUAAAUUGCAUUGUUUCUGGAACUUUUGCAGAUCACGAUCAAGGUCCAGGUCCCCAGUGCCAACU
Messenger RNA from Chenopodium quinoa (quinoa), 1431 nucleotides. Its product is annotated as serine/arginine-rich-splicing factor SR34-like. Gene Ontology annotation, cellular component: ribonucleoprotein complex; cytoplasm; nucleus. The record is from RefSeq and is a predicted model, not a curated record. The coding region runs from base 133 to 1005 and encodes 290 amino acids. The transcript has 13 exons. Gene Ontology annotation, molecular function: mRNA binding. Lineage: Eukaryota; Viridiplantae; Streptophyta; Magnoliopsida; Caryophyllales; Amaranthaceae.